UGCCGAUCAAUUGUACCAGAGAGUAAAGUACGCAUAAUGUAAACUAUGAGAAAAGUCUGUACGAAGUAUGUUUUGACAGAAGAGUUGUGACAAGUCGUGUCCCCUCAAGUGUGAUAAUGUAUUAAUUUCGUUACUUUUCCGAAAAAGUAUGUUUAUCUUCACAAUAAAUAGAUUUAGGUCUAUUCCCCCAUAAUCAUGUGGAGUGACACAAGCCCAAAUUUUUCCCUCAAUGUAUGCCGUUUGUGUGCUAAUAUAAGUGAUGUUGUGAUUCCGAUAUUUGGAAAAGAUGGAGAAAAAGACAGACUUGACUUGAAAAUAAAGAAAUGCCUUCCCAUUACCGUACGAGAGGAAGAUUUCAAACCAAAGCAAGUAUGCUUUAAUUGUGUGUCAAAAUUGGAAGUUUCUGCAGAGUUGAUAGACAUGUGUCUUGCUUCGGAAUUCAAGUUUGAUUCUGUCUUGCAAUCUAGAUAUCCUGGGCUGAAGACAGUUGAUGCAGGACAGAAUACCAUUGAGCAGCAGCAGCAACAACAACAACAACAACAACAACAACAACAGCAGCAGCAGCAUCAACAACAGCAGCAUCAUCAACAACAACAACAACAACAACAGCAGCAACAGCAGCAGCAACAACAACAACAACAACAACAACAACAACAGCAGCAGCAGCAGCAACAACAGCAACAACAGCAGCAGCAGCAGCAACAACAAGAGGCAAAAGGAACUCAGAUGGGUGAACAAACUCUAGGAGUUGUUCCAUUGAUGCAGCAGACUUCAAAGCAGGCAGAAAUAACUCCCAAUAACACACUCACUGUGUCACAUGAAGGUGGUGUGAUUGUUUUAAGCAAGGUUGACACUGACCUCAACAAUCAACAAAGAGAAGAAUGUCAAGACAUUCUUCUUAUGGUAGAACUGAAGUACAAUAAAGAUUUGCCUGAUUCUCAGCAGGCAACCAUAGCGAAGGCUCAUACAAUUACUUAUACAGUUGAGCCUCAAGAUGGUUCUCUUACUAAACUUGGCAGUCAACCAUAUGCUGUGGAAGCCAACAAAACUCAUGCUAUAAGCUUUCCUGCCACUGUACCAACUGACACAAAGACCCCUACUUUGGCUUACACUGUCGAACAGCCACCUAUUGAUGGAGCCAAAACAUACACUCUUGCAUAUUCAGCAGAUCCUCAAGGUCCAGUUGUGGCGAAAACUAGUGCAAUAACUUAUGCAAGUGAACCUCAACCUAUAGUAGUUUCAAAAACAUUUACUUAUUCUCCUGAUCAACAAGAUAGUUCCUUGGCCAACAAGACUCAACAAUUAACAUAUUCAUCUGAUCCAAACAAUGUGGAUUCAGAUAAAACCCAUACUCUUGUGUUCACCGAUGCUCAGCCAAUUGCUUUGACAAAAGAUCCAAUAACAUUUAGUGCAGAGAAUGUGCAACCAGUGGCAUUAAUUAAGCCAAAUGUAUUGAACUAUGCUCCUGACCAUGAAAGUGAUGAAUCAGGGAAAGAUGAGGAUGUCUUUAUAACAGACAGGCCUGAACAUAACUGUCAUAAGCCCAAUAAUCUUUCUGAUGUUGGUGAGUGUUUGCAAGUUCAAGAUAAAUCAACAAAAAUAUUGAAUUUUGCAGAUCCAGAAAUUGUUCUGGAUGAAAAUGUGCCCCAAGAGACUUUGUUGUUGGGUCCACCAGAGGAUGCUGAGAACCAGUAUAAGGAAACCAGCAGUGGCGAAGUGACUUCAAGUUCAAAGAGGGAGAAACCGUUUCCAUGCAGUGUCUGUGGAAAAUCCUUCAUGAGACGGACCAACCUCAAUGUCCACAUGGCUGUGCAUACUCAAAUUCGACCUCAUCAGUGUGAUCAGUGUGGAAAGCGGUUUGUGCUGAAAUGGGAUCUCACAUUGCAUCAGCGCAUACAUACUGGGUUGUUCUCUUGCGAGUACUGCAACAAGGCAUUCAGUGUGCGGGGAAAACUUGAGCGCCACAGGCGCACACACACAGGUGAACGACCCUAUCCGUGCCCAACAUGUGGCAAGGCCUUUGGCGAUAAGCGCAACUUGGAGUCGCACGUCCGCACUCACUCGGGGGAGCGUCCUUUUGUGUGUCUGAUCUGCAACCGCAGCUUUCGUGUGCGCUCCCACCUCACAGACCAUCGUCGUGUGCACUCACAGGACACACCGUAUACCUGUGACACAUGCGGAAAGUCUUUUAAAUGGAAAACCAACCUCAACAUCCAUCUGAAGGUACACAGUGGGGAGAGAUUUCCCUGUGAGGAGUGUGGACGUGAGUUUGGGCGCAGGGCGGACCUUAUUAAGCACCAGCGCUCGCACACAGGCGAUCGGCCACACGCCUGCGGCAUAUGCACCAAGAGCUACAGCGACAAGGCCAUGCUUCAGAAGCACCUCAAGUCUCACAGUGACCACAAGCCCUACUCUUGUGAUGUGUGUGGCAAGAGCUUUCACUUCCACUGGUAUUUGAACACGCACAAGAAGAUCCACUGUGAGGACAAGUCCUUCCCGUGCCAGCUGUGUGGCAAAGUCUUUAACAAGCGGGGCAACCUGGUCUACCACAUGAAGGCGACACACCAUGCCCAAGAACAGAAGCAGCCUCAGUCGCAAGCGCAGCUACACAGUCUGCACCAGGAGGAAGAUAAGCAGCAUCCCCAGGGGCAGCAGUGCCAACCUGAUGCACAGGAAUGUGAAGCACAACUCUGAGACAGGCCUUUACCUGGAACAGGUAUGAUGAUCAACGGACUGAGGAUACAAGUGCUAGCCGACUUUGAGAAAUUGUGAAGAAUUUUCGUGUCUUGGAGAUUUGAACUUGUUAGCGGUUAAAAAUAAUUUUUAAAUGUUGACCUACACUGUAGUUGUUUGCUUGUUCAACAGUAUCUUCUUCAGUCUCAACAUGACUCACAACUUUGCCUAUAAUCUAUCACCAUUUUUGUCUUCCUUUGUUUCCAUUCCUUCCUUUUUCUUUUUAAUUUUCUUCAAAUUCUCCUUCAAAAUUAAUAUAGGGAUCCUUUUUUGUGAGUAGUCCGGUAAGUUUCAACUGGAGAAAUAGCAGGGACUGAUAUAUAAUAAUAUUAAUAUAUUUCUUUCUAAACAGUAUUCUUGUUUAUAACUCACCAAACACUUCAAGAAAUUCAUGAUUCGAAUGUGCAAAGCACAGCUGACAUAAAAUGUUUUUAUUUCACAUUUUGGGAUCAUUGUAUACACUGUAAUUAUCCACUAACCAAGGGUACAACAUCUUCAUUUUGUAAUUCUGAAGGCUUCCAGAAACCUAAGUAAUAUGUCUGAUUAAAUUUAAUAAAAAAACUUCUGAAAUAGAUCUUCUGGUUCAACUUUUGAACAAGGUAGCAGGAAACAACCAAAUAAUUUUGCAUCAGACCUAAACAUUUCUCUCUUUCUCCACAGAACGCUCUCAUGGAAAAUUUAAUCAGCUAGUACGCAAAAAUAUUAAAUGUGUAAAAAAAUGAGGUAUUUUACCCACUGCUGAGUGAUUUACCUUUUCUUAUGUCUGAAAAAUGUUGUGAUGUGUUAAUGUGAAGUCACAAAAUAGACUUUUUUGUACUAGUUAGUUCUCCUUUGUUUUAAUUCAAGACGACCUUUUCAGUUUUGUCCCCCCAUGCUAGUCAAAAACAGCUCUUGAGGGCACGGAUUAACAAGUUUGUCAUCUGAAAGCAUGCAAAAAUUGCUGUCAAUUUUUUUCAAAUAAGCCAGGAAAAAGUUACAUGUAGGGCUUAAUAACAAGUAUGAUUUAUGUUCAAAAAUUGGACACACAUAUUUAAGACUAAAAUUAAAAUGAAUUUAAUGAAUAAUUUAUUUGUGAUCAAUUUUUUCUGUGGGAAAUCAAUUAAUUUUUAAAUAAUAUAUUUUGAUGUAUAGAAAUAACAUAAAUUCAUCAUGUUUUUGGCCUUUUGUAGUUAUGCAUAUUUAUUACUCUACUGUUGUUCUGCCGCUAAUUCUUAAAAUUACUUAGAUGUCUACAUUUAACACUAGAAAAUACAAAUGAAAUAAGAUAUCUUGGAGCAAAUUAUCAAAAUUACAUGUAUUUAAAUAUAUGUUAUUUCUAAAUUUUAUUGAAUGAAUAAUUUAUAUCGAUGCAGCAUGACUCCUUUUCAGUAAUUCUAAUUAAAUCUUUAAUUAUGUGACUUCUGAAAAUGUAAACAUCUCUCAUUAUGACUUCUCACAAAUCAUUUAGCAGAAGGUAUUAUUAAGUUGUUAAUAAAUUAAUUUUCAAGUAUUUAAUUAUUUUUUAAACUCUUAUAAAUACAGAUAAAAAGGAAAGAAAAAUCACAUGUUGUGAAGAAGAGGCUCUUUAGACCAAGUUUGGGUUCACAAUUUUUGUUGCCCCUAAACUUUUGCUGCUUUAAGCAUGUGCCGCCUGUGUCUAUGCAUAAAUCUGCCUCUUCCCGAGGGAUACCCUAAGGCUUCCCAUAGAAACUUAUAUUCCCCUGGGGACAAUUCUUGGUGAAAGGCCCCCUUGAGCUCCCGAAAUAUCAUGCUGAGAUAGUCCUGAUAAGAUGGACACUUCCUGGAAAACGGGGAAAUUAGGGAAUUCGUAGAAGAAACAUUAUAAGUCGGUAAAAAUUGUGAGACAGUUGUAUAACUAAAUAUUAACCCUUGAAAAAAUAUUUUAGCAAAAAGAGUGACUCGAUUUUUAUUUGUUAUUGAAAUUUGUACUUUAUCACAGUGAAAUCUGAGAGCUGACAAAUUCAGUAGCUGGGCUUACUUUAAUAUUUCUUUUUUUAAUAGUGUGAAAUACUUUGCAAAUCUUUCAGUGAAAAAUUAAAAAUAUGCACUGGAAAAUUGGGAAAAGUCAGAGAAAUUUGUUCCACAAAAUGAGGCCACUCUUUACUGUUCCCUUGUGGACACUUCUCAGUGAAGCCUUGAGCCAGUUGAGCUUGCCAAAUAUUCUGAGGGAGUCCUGAGGUCCAUCUCAUUUCUGCUCCAGUACAUAUAUGCCAAUGGCAGCAUGUGGGCCCACCUUGGUGUUUGUACCAUUGUUUUAGGUGUAAGAAGCCAGUCCUUCAAUUACGCACACAGUCAGAUUGAUCACAAAUCUCACAGACUCACAGACCAGUCAGGGAAAGGAGUUAUGGAAAGAUUAGCUUUUUCAGAUCCACUGUACUCAAAUGAGGAUGCUAAAUUUAGAAAAUCAAGAACUGAUUAUAAGAAAAUCAGGAAAUUAUCAGGACUGAAAUGAGUAUACAUGAGUACAAAUCAGGAAUUCAAGUCAGUAUUUUAAAUAUUUAAAAAACCUUCAGGGAUUCAGAAAAAAUCAUUAAAAAAAUAAGUAAAUAAAAUCUGAAAGGGGUAAGAGUUGUGAUGUGAUACACUGGGGAGUGGGAAGGUCCUUCCUGACACAAACCAUCUGUAAACAUCCAUGUCUUGCGCAGGAUUCAAACCAACUGCCUUUGUGUCCAUAAACUCGCUUGCCCAAACCCUAGUUCCAUGAAGCCAGCCAACUUUACCACACUACUUAUAAUAGUUAAGUAAAACAAUUAUUAUGAAAAUGGUUUAAUCAAAUUUAUAAAAUUAAUCCCUGUGAGUAAAAUUGACCUUUUUGAUGCACACAUGGACAAUAAUGUGCUUUGCAACACUGAAUCUAUUAUUCUCAGUGGCAUUUAACACUAUUCAUUGCUAUAACAGUAAUGUCAACAGAGUUUAUCUUUAUAUUUAAAACACUCAGGAUUUUUUUAAUUAAAAAGCAAUUUCAGCUGUUUACUAAAUUUUGUAUUUUUUUCUUUAAUGAAAGCUGGUAGGCCCCAGAUUAAAUUGAAUGAACACUUAUUUGCCAUCAUUUAUUCAUUAUGUCAUUUUGAAGACCAUCUACAACGGAACAACAAUACAAAGACAUCCUUGCUCUGUGAAGUUGCAAAGCUAAGAUACAAGUUCAGAAAUUGACUAUUUUUAAAUGCAAAGCUUAGAGAGUCUAAGUAAAUUAAAGCAGUGUCCAGCAAUCAUCUGUAACUAAAAUGAAAACUUUUCAGUGAUUAUAAUUAAAAGUGAUAUAUUACAUUCUUAAAUUAAGAUGAAUAGCAGGAUAUCCUACAGCAGUCCACUACAACAUACAAGUACAUUUGAAUUACAUUUUCAUAAACCUGUUUAACUCACUGUUAAGAAUAUAGUCUUCUUCAUGGUCACCAAGGCUAGAACAAAUUUGUUUACAUUUUGUAGUCAAAAUUAUUGUCUCCAGUGCACUCACAUUAUUGUAUUUUUGCUUUCAUGUAUCAGUCUCUGCAAAAAAUAAGCAAAGAAAGUCCUAAUCAUAAAAAAACAUACAUGAUUUUAUUCACUUAAACAUAAAAAUAAUUAUUGCUAGGUUAUAAAUUGAAAAGGGAAUAUUUUUCAAUUACAUUACUACCCAAUCUUCAUUUUUGACAAUUCUACCCAUAACUUCCUUUGUAUGUCUACCAACAAUCCAUGAAUGUGAACUUGAAAACAAUAAUUGUUCAUAGCAAACUAUAACUAUUUCAGAAAAACUUGAAGGAGUCAUGCAUUUUUCAAUUUGUAUGAAAUUUGGAUACAUUGAAAUUUCAA
Molecule: messenger RNA, 6522 nt
Organism: Gryllus bimaculatus (two-spotted cricket)
Lineage: Eukaryota; Metazoa; Arthropoda; Insecta; Orthoptera; Gryllidae
Source: the annotation of a GenBank genome assembly